UUGAGACACCACACUUCUUGCGUCUAUAAAAAGAGCUUUCCUCCUCGAAGGAAGCAACAGCAGACCCUCUCUUACUGAGCGCCUCAUCACAGAGCAGAGAGAAAGCAGAGGAGAAGGAGAGACAGUUAGGAGUCGCCACUCUGGGAGAUUUGUGGACAAACGCAGGGAGAAGCACAAGACUAGAAGAAAAGGACACUGUUGGAAAAGGCUGAAGAUGGUGUAUCUAUGUUGGUUGCUAGUGGUGAUGAUGGCAUACGUGUGUGUCCCCGGGUUUGGGUCGGUGUGCUGGGAGAGCUCCGUCUGCAACAACCUGAGCGACAAGGAAAGCAUACUGGACUGUAUCGACCUCUGCAUGUCUGUGAUCCAGAAUGAGUUCCCACAGCUCAGUGCGUUGGCCCUGAAGGUUAAUGACGAGGAACUCUUACUCAACAUCAUUCUGGCCACCCUGGUGUCCGAAGACAAGUUAUCAGAAUCAGAUCUGAAAGCCCACAGCGACCUGCGACGCUCCUAUUCUAUGGAACAUUUCCGCUGGGGCAAACCCUCUGGCCGUAAACGCAGACCUGUAAAGGUUUUUGCCUCUUCUCUGGAGGGUGGAGGCUCAUCUGAGGGCAGUUUCCUCCCUCUGACUCGCAGACAGCUGAGCAGUUAUGAGGAAGAAGUAAAGGGGGAGCCAAAUGGAGGAAGUAAAAAACAGGGAUCGCAGAGAGCGAGGGGCAGCUCGAAGUCACAUGUCCCUUUGAGCACGCAGGGGAGAAAAGAUGCAACCUAUCGGAUGAGUCACUUCAGAUGGGGGAGCCCACCUGCCUCGAAACGUAAUGGUAGAUUUCUGAAGCCGUGGAAGGCGAAACCUCAAGGGCAACUGUCCAGCUCUUCAUUAACAUUAUAGUCAAGGAUGUGCAGAGGAUAAUGGGCUGAAUGGAAGCUGGAGGAGAGGGGGAGGGCCAGGUCAUGAAAAGAAUCUCAUAGCCAUUGCAUGUUAUUACUCGCAGGUCUUAAUUUUAAAUUACUGAAACUUGUUACUAUCAUUAGCAUGUUGCUGAAUGUCUUUCCUGGGCCAAUGGUGUGACUCAUUACAGCCUUAAGAUAAGAAACAAGGCAUUUUUAUGUUGAAUAAAAACAAUGAUGCACCCACAGACUGCCUUGACCUUUGCGGUCUGAAUUGAAAGGUUACUUUUAAGUGUUAUUUCUUCUUGUGGGAAACGUCAUUACUGAUGAUGUCUCCCACCAAUGAAUGUUGUGAUGAACACAGAAUGCCGACCCAGGGCGAGAGGUGGGUGUGAGUUUAAGUAUUGUAAAAUCGAUCCAGUUUAUUUACAGAGUGGUAUCUUUUUGUAAAUUAUAUUGAUAUUAAAGAUCAUUUUGUUUGCCGCAAACUAUACCGGUAAUCGACUGAUUUCAUUUAUAGUCUAGUGUGUAGGAUUUAGUGGCAUCAAGUGGUGAGGUUCCAGAUUGCAACCAACUGAAACAUCCCGUGUGCCGAGCAUGUAGGAUACAAAGAUGGGCAGCAACAAGGAUGGGUGACCAGAUGUGUAUACAAAAGUGUAAAAGCAUGGGCUGUCGGUGGCUUAGUGGUCACAGCAGGCGCCCCAUGUACAAAGGCUCCGUCCUUGCUGCAACAGCCCUGGUUUGAUUCCAUCCUGCAGCCCUUUGCUGCAAGUCAUCUCCCAUCUCUCUCCCCCAAAGCUGUCCU
This is a messenger RNA of Epinephelus moara (kelp grouper), 1690 nucleotides long. Its product is annotated as pro-opiomelanocortin-like. The coding region runs from base 215 to 886 and encodes 223 amino acids. Gene Ontology annotation, biological process: neuropeptide signaling pathway. Gene Ontology annotation, cellular component: extracellular region. NCBI's taxonomy places the organism in Eukaryota, Metazoa, Chordata, Actinopteri, Perciformes, Serranidae. The record is from RefSeq and is a predicted model, not a curated record. The transcript has 3 exons. Gene Ontology annotation, molecular function: neuropeptide hormone activity.